This is a messenger RNA of Cherax quadricarinatus, 7049 nucleotides long. The record is from RefSeq and is a predicted model, not a curated record. NCBI's taxonomy places the organism in Eukaryota, Metazoa, Arthropoda, Malacostraca, Decapoda, Parastacidae.
UGCUGGAAUGUACGUUAUAUAUAUAUAUAUAUAAGAAAUACCUGUAGUGCGGAAUGUCUUGUGGUAUGUGAACACUAAUACACUUCAGUUCCCGCGUUAAUUAGAAAGGUUUAAUAAAGGAUCCUGACGGAAGUAAUUCGAAGUUUCUUUUGUUAAAGUUUGUUAAUUUUCACAUUAAAUUAUUUUAUAAUACAGCUGCUGUAUGAACCGUAUGGGUUUAGCGUUUAGUUUUGAUUAUAAUAUAAGGCAGAUGUAAAUAUGUGAGCUUGUUUAUUGUACCUGAAUAAGCUGUAUAGCCCUUGUGGCUUAGCGCUUCUUUUUGAUUAUAAUAAUAAUAAUAAUCUGUACCUGAAUAAACAUUUAUUUGCUGUUUAGGUUUUCUGUGGCUGUGCUUAAAGUAAUAUUAAUAUAUGGCUAACUGUUGAAGGCUCUUGAUCCGAGGAAUUAGAGCAGCCUUCCCUCCCUUCCCCACAUCAAGCCAAAUUUCACCCCAUUCCCCACAUCCUGUAUGACCUCAUGAAUAUAAUUAUAUGUGGUCAGUAGCGAUGAAUGACUUCCAUUAUAAAGUAGUAGUAUCUUUUAUUAAUGUGAUAAUUGUAUGAAUUUUAUACAUUGCUAAUUAUAGUAUCACAUGUUAGCAGUAACACAGCCUUACCUAACUAACCUAUCUUUUUCAAAUCAAUAUUAUUAACUUUAAACUAAACUCAGAGGCAAAAGCCCUGUAUUCUUGUUUAUUAUUUAGAUUGAUGGAUAUUUCUGAUAAUAAAGAAAUGUUUUUCUUUGUCUAUUCUGAUAAUAAACUGUUUUAAAAUGUCAAAUAUUAAUUGGAUUGUGCAAAGAGAUACAUAGUGUUUUGUUGUGCAAAUGGGAAAAAAUGAAAGAUAAACCAGCAUAACUUAAAAUAACCUAACGCUAUCUAACCUAACAAAACCUGGUGUAGCCGUAUCGGUAGAUAUGUAAAUGUCAUAUAUUACGUUUGUUGUGACAUCUCAGCGCACCCAGUGAUUGAUGUCUACUCAACCAGCACUCUGGGUUGGCUCUUCCCUGCUGCAUUCUAUCUAGAAUAAAGAAAAUAUGGAGGAAAACAAAGAUGACCAAGAUGGUUUACCAGAAAUCUAUCUCAGCCUAUCCCAUGGUCCUAAGGGCGAAAGAGACAGCACUCGUGCUUCUAGUGACACUGACCAGAAUGCUGGGAAUGACACAGAUAGUGAUGUGUGGACUGCUUUAUUGCCUGAGGUGACAACUACUGGAUACUUUGAGUUGAGUCAAGAAAUUAGCAUGGCACAGCAGGAGCAAUAUUCCUUUUCUCUUGGUGUGAGAGAGGAGAUUGAAGGGGUGUCUUCUCAGGAUUCUUCAGCAGCAGGAAAUAUUUUAGCAAAUAGAACUCCAGUUUUGUAUGGAGGCAUAUUAAAUGCAAAUCAGUCAGAGAGAAAUGAAGAUGCAAGUUGUAGUAUAUCCCAGCCUGGUGAAACUGAAGGAAAAAAUAUUGUUGCUCAUAGAAGAGAAGUUGUUGAAGGGUCAGGUCAAAGGGGCGAGACACCUGGCUCAGACUGCCCUCCUGUGGCAGGGGUUGGAGCAUUUUCAAGGGUAUUCAUGCAACCAUUGAAGUUGGACACAAACUUUAAUGCUACUUCAAACAAUGAAUUAAUUUUUUCACCAGGUGGAGAUGAAGGGAUUAUGUUGCCAGGUGGAGUUCAUGCAUAUUAUGACAGUGGCUCUGAUACCGAGCCUUUGGAGUGGGGUACUGGUGGAGAGGAUGAAUCUGAAGCCCUUAGUCAAGUGCGUGAUGCUGUGGAAGGUGCAGAUAGUGGUACACCAUCAAUUCAAGCCUCUCUCGGCAAUAUAUCACCAAAUGAAUUGGAGGACAUGGAACGUAAUUCUCCAGCUGGGUUAAGUACACCAGAUACUGAUCUUGAUCUGAAUGUUGCAGCAACAAAUAAUUUAGAAAACCAAAAAUUAAAGAACAGUGUUAGGCCUCCAGUAGUGGGACAAAGUGAGGAGCUGUUGGUUCAGACUCUGCGUAAAGACUUAGGAUCAACUGAUGGUGAAGAAUCAGAAGAUGAAAGUCAGAAGAGAUUACCGUUAAAAUCUGCCAAAGAUGCAUUUUCAACUCCAGAUUUUCAACCAGGAUCCCUUGGUAGCCAAUCAGAAAAUACUGAUAGUGUAAACACUGUAUUAGAUAUGAGUCGGGGUGAAAUUCAAGGAUGUGAAACAGAUGAGACAUUAGACACUCCAUUGCUGUCACCUUCAAUAGUGACAGAGUCUUUAGCACAGUCAUGCCCCAAGCCAACAUUUGUGGUAGGUGGUCUUAUCAGUCCCCGGGUAAAGUUCCGACAAUUUCAAAACACCGUCAGAGAUAGAAUGCAAGAUAUGAAAGCUUCCCUUGAGCUGCAGCCAGGAAUAGACUCACAAGUUCAUGUUGACAGGGAUCAAUUUCUCAGUCAGCCACCACUUUAUCCACCAAAUACAUCCAUUAGUGAGCAAGAAAUAUCCUUGACAUCAAUGAUAUCUGUGGAUUCGACCAACCAUCCAGAUUCCUCAGAACGUGUAACUUCACCUUCAGCCUUAUCAGUUUCUAGUGCAGCAUCAAGCAGGAAAAUGGAGUGGGACUCUGGUGCUGAUGUUGGUUAUUCAGGAAACCUGACUGGAAAUACACAGGAACAUUUGGUAACUUCCUUGAGCACCCUUGAGAGAAUAGCUAUUGGAAAUUAUGCAUCUGUGUUGCGAACAGAACCUGAGGGAACUACUCAGGUUAAGGAAAAGCAAAAGGCCUCAAAAAAAAGUGCAAAGUCCAAUAGCACAAAGUUAGGAAAUAACUCAAAUGUGAGUCGACAGGUUCUUGUGGAAGGAGUCACUUUAUCUCCCUCUCGUUCGCUUCGGCUUCAACAGACCCGAGACAAAAUAAAUUUAUCUUCAAGUGAUGAGGACUUUGACAGCAAGUUAUCAAGCCCUGCACAAAGCCCAAGGCGGAGGUUACGAAGACGGUCACUAAUUACCAUUAGCAAAGACAUGGAGUCACCGUCGAGGAAGAUGAAUAAAGGCCAACAAGGGCCUAAUAGAAGGCUGGUGGAAGUUACCCAAGAGCUCCAUAAUGAAGGAAAAUCAAGCAGUCUUGUAGAACUUGCUUCAACAUCUGUGAAGGUUCCUGAGUAUAAAAGAAGCAGUAGUCAACAAUCUCUUUCCCUUCAAGGUAGGCCUGAAAGUAAUACUAAUGUAAAAUCAAACAUGAGUGCUGCAGAAGGCAGUGUGUCUUCAGUAACUACUGCAGUUUACCAGAAUAACAAGUUAGAGCCAUUUCUAGGAGCUUCAAGUAUUGUUAAUAUCACCACAAGCACCGGCUCCAUAAUUCAGAAUGUUUUGCCUAUCCCCCAGGUAGGUGUUUCUACAAGCACACAGCAGUAUGCCAAAGAAAAGAAAGAUGAUUUUAAAUCUGUAAAUGAGGAUACUAAGAGUAGUCCUCAGUCUUCCUUGCAGUCAACUGAGAGUCAAACGAACAUACAUGGACGAACUGGGACAUCAAGCGGUAAUGAUUUCAGCUCAAAAUCUCAUGACAGCUCUGAUAUGGAAACACCUUCAGACAUGAAAGAUACUGAUGCCAACAGCUACACCUCUUACCAGUUAUCUGAUGUUGAACUUGUUAAUUUAAAGGCCAAAAAAAAUAGUGAAAAUGCAAAAAGUCACGAAAAUAUUGCUAAGAAAUGUAGAUCUAGAGUGAAAAGUACUGACCAUAAUAAUUGGAAAGACAGUAAUGACAGUAAUAGUUGGUCAAGUUCUUUACAGGUGGAAGGACAGAGAGGCUCACCACAAGAUUCUGAGUCUGUUUUGGAGAGUCAGGUAUCUCUACAGUCAUCAAAUAAUUAUCUACAUGCUCUUUCUGUCAAGCUUAAAGAACGGAUUCAUGUGCUUCUCGAUAAUGGGUCCCUAAAGAAGGUGCAAGACUAUAAUAAAUUACAGGAUUACAUUCAGUUUAUUGGAGUACCAUCAACCAAUGAGGAGGAAUGCCGGUUAAAGCAAGGUGUAGCAAAUGUCAUUGUGAGAAUGUUCGGUGAAAUUGGGCUGGACGACACUGAUACAUCAAACACAUUUACUAAUGAAGCAUCUGAGAUUCUGACAACUGAUUCUCAGACUAGUGACCAGAGGCCUCACACUACAAGUGAACACACAUCUGUCGGCCAUGAAGAUACAGAUGUUCCUUCUUCCCAUGGGAUGUUGGAAGCAGAAGAUUUCCAUCAGUGUGGCAUUACAGCAGAUAAUGAGAUGCCAGUAACCACUAGAUCAGAACUCUGUGUUAACACAGGCAGCACAGUCACCAUUGUGCCAUACCGUCCUCUCUCAGCCACCCGCACCUACUUCAUGGCCGUCUCACAUGAGCGUGAUGAAGGACUGGUGGAGGGUGAACAGCACAUUCACACACCUGAGAGAGGUUCUCCAGCAGUGUUAACUCCUAACUCAGACCUUGAAGUGUCCCGUGGCCAGGCUGAGGGGCAGCUGCAACAUGAAGAGCUCUCAGUAUCACUUCCCUCUGCUCAUCAAGUUGUUCCAUGUCAGAAUAAUGACACCAUUGUUGAUUGCAACUCUGAAGAACCUGUGAGUCUAGCAGUGGUGAAUGACCCAUCUGUCAAGACAAGUGGUAUGUCCAAGAACCAGACAGAGGAGCCAGGAUCAGCCUCAGGUGCAGCAACCUUGCCUCAUGACUGGGGUUUUGAUCUCCGAGCAGGGAAAAUUCAAGGAACUUCCUCCAGAGGUGUCACCUCUGAUGAAUGUUCUCCUCGUCACACUGGACAUCGCUUAGCUUGGGAUCGGCGGUCAAGCUGGCAUGAGGAAGACCAGGGUCAAGGAUGUAGGGACUCUGUCAAUUGGUGGUCUUCCACAACACGAUCAGAGCGGUUAUAUAAAGAUAAACGAGGUACCCUUCAUGUGGCUAAGCAGCCUCCUGGAUACAUGGAUGACCAUGACAGUCAUCCCAGCGAGUCUACUUCAGACCAUGACCAUCACCACCCUGAAAACAAUGAUACAGAAUCUCAGGAAGAUACAAGGAGAGGUCCAGUACGGCCUUGGACCAGCUCAGGAUCAGAGAGUGCAUAUGAAACAAUUAGGGAACGGCACCGACAUGUGGAUGAGGCAUUGGCAUCAAGCUUUGAGUUUUACUCCACUUCUCCCCGCGAUGCUCGGCUGCUAGGAUACGUCUCUAGUGAUGCAGGAGAACAGGGUCAAGAGUAUGAGGAUCACUUGCAAAGAGAACCAUCCCCAGAGCUUCCACCACCACCAACCCCACCUCUUAGUGAAGGUUCCCAAGAGUCUCCUCAACCACCAAGCCCACCUUUGAGUGAGCAACCAGUUAGCAGUAGAUCAGCUCGCACCAAGAGACAUGCCUCACGCUGGCAACAGCAGCAGCUGACAGAUAGGCAGAACUCUUCCCCCUCCAGUCAUACAGAUGGAAAUGACGUCAGCAGCCAAGUUUCCUUCAUCCAUUUGCAGAAACAACGAUAUGUCCGAAAAAUACAACGUCACAUUCUCACCCUUGAAAAACUAGAGAGAGCUCUGCUUGAGCAGUUAGGAGACAGCAUAGGAUCAAGCAGCAGCUUCAGGAGACAUGUUACUGAAGGACACUCCCGCACAGAGUCAGACACAAAUGCAAAGUCUCAGAUACGAGAUAUUUUGGGCCAGUCGGGAACAACUGCUAGCAGCAUCAUAUCAAGUGACUUCAGUGAUGGGGCAGUGCAGAAAGAACCAUACCAACCCUGUCCGAGAGAAAGAGUUUCCAAGAAUGACUUGAUAGGAGUUAAGCCAGUGAGUCAAGAGAGUCCUUCUCAUUCUGCUGAGAGGAGUGAGAGCACUAAAUCAGUAACAGGGCACUCAACAUUUGAGAGAUCACACACAUCUUCAAGAAUGACAUUCAGUCAAUUAAGUUCAGAUUUGACUAGCUCCCGAGCCUCAACAAUGAAGUAUAUAGAGGAGGAGGUCAAAAAAUUGGUAUUAACUGAAGAGAGAUCACGACAAAUGAUGAAAAAUUCAAGAUUACAUUCACAGAAAACAAGAAGAGAAGAUUUGGAUUUCCAGGGUGCCAUCAGAAAAAUGCGUCGUAAGGAGCCCAGAGGAGAAGAUGACCCAGUGCAUUCUCAGCUUUCAAACAAAAGGAGGACUUCCGAUGAUAUUUUAGAUUACAAGUUAUAUGUGAAGAAUAGAAUAUUAAAAGAAUGUGUCAUGUUAGAUAGCAAGGUAACAGCUGGUAGCAAAGACUCCAGUAGACAGUUCACUCAACCUUGUGUAAUAUCAGAGGAAGAAUUUACUGACAGAGCAAUCUCUGAUAGUCAGAUAUCAAGACAAGGUGAUGGGCGUGAAGCAAGAGAUCAAAAUCAGGGAAUUAGAGUUUCACCCGUGAUAUAUAAGGAAGAUGCAACAAAUUCCACCCUGCUUUCUUCACCAGUAAGAGAGAGAAAUUCACAAAGUCAAAAUGAGCAUUUAAGAAAAAAGCUGUUAAGAGAUUUUGGUCAGAUGUUUCCAAGUAGAGAGAAUGUGCUGUUGAGUGAGUGUGAAAAUAGAUCUGAAAAUGUCAUUGGGCACAGUGUUGGAGUACAGACUAGUGAUUCACUGUUAUACCUGAGUAGAAGCUCAAGACAAUCAAAAGGAAGCAGCUCUUCACGACCUAGCUCUGGCACCACCUCUGAUAAAAGUGAGAGCUUGAACAAUGCUUCAUCUAGAGGUAAGAGAAUGUCUUCAAAAUCUGGAUCAGGAAAGGAUCAAAAUGAAAAAUGCUUCAGUGAUGAAAAACAAGUAUUAGAGAGUGUGUCACAAAGAGUUAAUAAAGUGAAGGCUGAUGAGCAAGCAAGCAGCAACCAAGACCAGUUUUGGGUAAUGGUGAGAGAAGGUGCUCAAGAAAUGAUAGAGCUAUAAUAUCAGAUAAUUAUCAGUUUGACAGGAAUGAUCAUGAUCGUAGCUCUUCCAGAUUAGACAGGGGAAAAAAGGGAAAACCUUGUAUCAAUAUGGAAAAUGAUGAAAAUGUAUUAGUCUAUGAACCAUUGACUGCAAGGGAAGAAACUGCAAGAGAU